GUGACCAAUGGUUUGGGAAUUGAGAAGUUUGAUUGUGAGGGUAGGAUCAUCACUGCUGAAUAUGAGCACUUCUAUUUCCUUACAUCUUAUGUGCCCAAUGCUGGUGAUGGCCUCAAGAGGCUCUCGUACAGUACACAAGACUGGGAUAGGGACCUCAGAGAGUACAUGAAGAAACUAGACUCAGUCCUUCUCUGUGGGGACCUCAAUGUGGCCCAUAAAGAGAUAGAUUUAAAGAACCCCAAGACAAACACAAAGACAGCUGGUUUCACGCCCGAGGAGAGACAGGACUUCACAGAGCUACUGGAGGAGGGUUUCGUGGACACCUUCUGUCACCUGUAUCCCGACCUCUCUGGAGCGUACACUUACUAGUCAUACCGGUUCAACGCCAGAGCCAAGAACACUGGCUGGUGA
Halichondria panicea is the source of this 411-nucleotide messenger RNA. RefSeq names its product DNA repair nuclease APEX1-like. Gene Ontology annotation, biological process: base-excision repair. NCBI's taxonomy places the organism in Eukaryota, Metazoa, Porifera, Demospongiae, Suberitida, Halichondriidae. The record is from RefSeq and is a predicted model, not a curated record. Gene Ontology annotation, molecular function: DNA-(apurinic or apyrimidinic site) endonuclease activity; double-stranded DNA 3'-5' DNA exonuclease activity; phosphoric diester hydrolase activity. Gene Ontology annotation, cellular component: nucleus.